GGCUAGUCUCACUGUAAAUAAUACAUUAGAAAAACUACAAUAACAAAAAAGUCAAAGAUAUACCAAAAUGAUGUAUAUGGAUCAUAUGGCCUUUGGAAUGUCACCCUUACUAAUGUUUUCAAAUCAAUUAUAAUUGUAUUCGAUAAUCAUUUGGAGAAAGCAAACCAAUUUCCAAACUACAAAUUCGGAUAGAAUCCAUCGAUUAAUGAGUUUCUCAUAAAAUGCAAAACAAUACAUGAGUUGAAAAAUUGAAAUUAUUAGCUAAAGCAUACCUUCUGAAGUUCUGUUGUGUGGUAAGAAAGGGCAAAGGCAGUGUGUUAUUGGGAUAUAUACUAGAAGGAAUCGAAACUAACUUCAAGGUCGUUGUAGUAUAGUGGUAAGUAUUCCCGCCUGUCACGCGGGUGACCCGGGUUCGAUCCCCGGCAACGGCGUUUUUUUGUUUUUGUUAUAGGUAACGGCGACCAAUUUCUCCGAGCGUCAAAAGAACAGAAAUAUUUUAAUCUUCUGACAACCACCGCAAAUAAUUCGCUUCCAUUUCUCCGAUCCCCCACUUUCCGUCUCCCCGUUCAACCAGCAAGCAACCAUGGUGACCAGCAUUCAGAUAACAGCGCUCGACGGCAUCGUCAACGUCAACUCCCUUUUCACCUUCGCCGUCUUCGUCGGCCUCGCCUGGAACCCGACCAGCCCUUCCGACACCCUAAUCACCGACCCUGCCUGCACCGCCAGCCGCAGCGUCGGCGAGGCUCUCAUCUCCUUCCACGUCUACUCCUUCAGCUGCUUCCUCUUCUCCAGCUUGGUCGCGCUCGCUCUCAAGCAGGCAAUCCGGAUCUCCCGGACACCCGGCUACUCCAUCACCCAGAACAACCCUUUCCAUCUCCCCGCCGAGUUCCUGGGCCAGGUCAACAAGAACCUCCUCCGGAUCGGAAUGCUAAUCUCCGGCAUCGGAUCUGCUUUUGGGUGCGUCUUUCUGAUGCUGGCUCUGGUUAACGUGGUUCAACUCAAGCUCGGGACGUUGAGCUGCGGCAGCUCCCACACUUACGCCGCAGUCGUCCCUCUGGUGAUUUUUGUUCCCGUUGCUAUCUUGAUCUACUCUUCCCUCGUUCUCUACGCUUUCACUCGCUAGUAGUGGGCCGGUUUUGUUGUUAGAUUUCAUCCUUUUGGUUUAGAUCCAGAGGCGUGAUCUGUUCUCUCUGUUUUUAGUUUUACCUUUUAGUUUCACUGGGGAAAUAGAUCGAACAUGUUAUGAGCAUUGCGCAGAAGUGUGAAAGGAUUUGAAUUUGGAUAUGGGUUUGAUUUGAUGCUAUGUGGGUCUGGCUGGGGCGAUUGGUUAAUGAUGUCAUUUUGUGAUUAGAAGCUGUUUCGGAUUGCACUGACCGGCAUUGCUAGUUUAAUAAGAAUGUUGCCGAAAGCAAAACAAGCUGUUCUAGAAUCCAUGGUGGAAAGCAGUAGGUAGCUCAAUUAAACAAAAAAAGUUUAUUUUUUUCACCCCCAUUCAUAGUGCUAUCUCCACUAUGAUGCUUAUGGAAUUCAACGUGUAAGCAUCUUAGCA
Linum trigynum is the source of this 1549-nucleotide messenger RNA. Lineage: Eukaryota; Viridiplantae; Streptophyta; Magnoliopsida; Malpighiales; Linaceae. The record is from the annotation of a GenBank genome assembly.